This is a messenger RNA of Olea europaea var. sylvestris, 2780 nucleotides long. RefSeq names its product DEAD-box ATP-dependent RNA helicase 21-like. The record is from RefSeq and is a predicted model, not a curated record. Gene Ontology annotation, biological process: mRNA splicing, via spliceosome. Lineage: Eukaryota; Viridiplantae; Streptophyta; Magnoliopsida; Lamiales; Oleaceae. The coding region runs from base 215 to 2314 and encodes 699 amino acids. Gene Ontology annotation, molecular function: RNA helicase activity; ATP binding; RNA binding. The transcript has a single exon. Gene Ontology annotation, cellular component: catalytic step 2 spliceosome.
UAACAAAGCUGUGACUAUUCAAAGCCCAAUCAAAAUCAAGCCCACUAUUUAUCAAACGGAGUCGAGGCAAAGCAAUCGGAAUCGGAUCUAGACACACCUCGAAGCGCUAGCAAUCUGAACCCUAAAUCACCAAAUCAAUUUCACUAAAGUUUCACAAAUUUCUCAAUCCGAACCCUAAAUACCCUGCUUCCAAAGUUCAAUUCGACAGGAAGAUAUGAAGAGGGGUGGAGACGACGUCGCGGAGAAGCUUGAUGGGGCAAAGAAGCCUGUAUUUCUCUCCAAAGCACAGCGAGAACAGCUUGCUCUUCAACGCAGGCAAGAGGAAAUAGCUCAACAAAAACGCAAAGCCGAACUUUUUCUUCAAAGCAACAAUGACUCAAAACCCCUUCCUUCUUCCGACCGUGACCGUGACUUGGACCGCCGGUCUUCACGUGACCAUGAUAGGGAUCGGGAAAGGGAAAGGGAAAGAGAAAGAGAAAGGGAUCGGGAUGUGGAGCGAAGGAAUAGGGAGAAAGAGCGUGAAGAAGAGCAGAAGGCACGUGAGCGUGCUCGAUUGGAGAAAUUGGCCGAGCGAGAGCGUGAAGUUGAAUUAGCUGCUAUUAAGGAACAGUAUUUGGGGUCUAAGAAACCUAAGAAGCGGGUGAUUAAGCCCAGCGAGAAGUUCCGGUUCUCUUUCGACUGGGAGAACACUGAGGAUACUUCUCGGGAUAUGAAUUCGCUGUAUCAGAAUCCUCAUGAAGCUCGGCUACUCUUUGGUCGUGGUCUCCGGGCGGGAAUGGAUCGGAGGGAGCAGAAAAAGCUUGCGGCUAAGAAUGAUAAGGAGAUUCGUGAGGAGGUUAGAAAGAAAGAGGGUGUUGAGGAGACACGCGAAGAAGCAGCUGCUCAGAAGAAAAAGGAAAAGGCUGCGGAUUUAUAUGAUACUUUCGAUAUGAGGGUGGAUCGCCAUUGGUCUGAGAAGAAGCUGGAGGAGAUGACUGAGAGAGACUGGAGAAUUUUCAGGGAAGAUUUCAAUAUUUCUUACAAGGGUUCGAAAAUUCCCCGCCCUAUGAGAAGCUGGAUUGAGAGUAGGUUGAGUCCUGAGUUGUUGAAGGCAGUGGAGAGGGCCGGCUACAAGACUCCAUCGCCAAUUCAGAUGGCUGCCAUUCCUCUUGGCCUGCAGCAGCGUGACGUGAUUGGCGUUGCUGAGACUGGUUCGGGUAAAACUGCUGCCUUUGUUCUUCCCAUGUUGACUUACAUUACCCGACUUCCUCCUAUGACCGAAGAGAAUGAGGCUGAGGGACCUUAUGCCGUCGUGAUGGCGCCUACUAGAGAGCUUGCUCAGCAAAUUGAGGAUGAGACUGUAAAAUUUGCACACUAUCUGGGUAUGAAGGUCGUUUCUAUUGUUGGUGGGCAGUCCAUUGAAGAACAAGGUUUUAGGAUUAGACAAGGGUGUGAGGUUGUGAUUGCAACACCUGGACGUCUUCUUGAUUGCUUGGAGAGGCGGUAUGCGGUUCUCAAUCAGUGUCACUAUGUAGUCCUCGAUGAGGCUGAUCGAAUGAUUGAUAUGGGUUUUGAACCUCAAGUUAUGGGUGUAUUAGAUGCAAUGCCUUCAAGCAACUUGAAACCAGAGAACGAGGAAGAAGAGCUCGAUGAGAAUAAGAUUUAUAGAACAACCUACAUGUUUAGUGCUACCAUGCCGCCUGCUGUUGAGCGGCUGGCGAGGAAGUACUUGAGAAAUCCUGUUGUUGUCACCAUUGGCACUGCAGGAAAGACAACUGAUCUCAUUACUCAACAUGUUAUCAUGAUGAAGGAGAAUGAUAAACCAGGUAGGUUGAGGAAAUUGCUGGAUGAUCUUGGUGAUAAGACAGCCAUUGUGUUUGUUAACACAAAGAAGGUUGCUGAUACUGUAGCCAAAAAUUUGGAUAAGGAUGGCUAUCGUGUGACUACACUGCAUGGGGGGAAGUCACAAGAACAGCGAGAAAUAAGCCUUGAAGGAUUUAGGACUAAGAGAUACAAUGUGUUGGUUGCCACUGAUGUAGCGGGUCGUGGUAUUGAUAUACCUGAUGUGGCACACGUCCUAAAUUAUAAUAUGCCUGGCAGUAUUGAAGCUUAUACCCAUCGAAUUGGGAGAACAGGACGUGCAGGGAAGACUGGUGUUGCCACCACAUUCUUGACUUUGCAUGAUACUGAUGUCUUCUAUGAUCUGAAGCAAAUGCUUAUUCAGAGCAACAGUCCUGUGCCUCCAGAGCUUGCCAGACACGAGGCUUCAAAGUUUAAGCCUGGUAGUAUCCCUGACCGACCUCCCAGAAAGAAUGACACGGUUUUCGCUCAUUGAUGCAGCAAUCUGGCCAUAUUUUUCUAGAAGAUUUCUAAUUUUAUGUGGGCAAUGAAUGGAUAAUAGAAAUACAAGAUACUGGUGCAUUCAAACAUCUGGGAAAUGGCAUGUACACUGCACAUUUUCUUUGAAGGGGCUGAGGCAUGUAUUUAGCUACCUUAAAGAAGUUGUAGUAGCUGAUGAGCUUUAUGAUCCCAGUAGAAGAGUUUAGAAGAGGAAGAAAUAUAUAAAGACUGGCUGGUUUGAUGUGGUUGCCAAAUAUUUGAUUUUGUUGGAUGCUUCCCUAGUUUUAUGUCGUUGAUGAAUAGAGUUGCAAAAAAGAACUAUUGUAGCUGAUCCCAAGUUUAUUGAUUAUAAAGCUUACAUUGCUCACCUCACUCUGUCUUUUGGAAUUAUUGCUUAGUUUGUUCUAUUGUUGUGUGAAGGACUCUCAUUGGUUGACAAUGAAGUAUUAAGUUCUCUUGAA